ACCAAAAUUUUUAGGAGAAUUAAAAUAUUAUUUUAUUUAUAUUCAAUUUUUAGGCGAAAUAUUAACUUAUUACGAUUUAUUUAAAAACUCUUAAUUUUUUCUAUCAAAUAAUUGUUUUUUUAUGUGAAAUAAAAGAAAGAAGUUGUUUACUAAAAUGGAUGAAAUAUCGCCAAGUGAAAUGCUUACUGAAUUAGAUCCUCUGAAUUUGGAUGCAGAGGACAAUAGUAACGACCAACGAAGUCAAAAUUCAUGCGAAGAAGAGGACGAUGAUUAUUAUGACGAUUCAGAUGAUUUUAACACUGAUGACAUAGAUGUAGCUAAUGAACCAAUACCUUUGAAGGACUUAAAACAAUAUGAAAUUCCUGUUGGGGAAAUAAUUUAUUGUGUGGAAAGAGAUUUUAAAUUUGAGUGCAUGUAUUGCUCAAACAUUUAUGAUAAAUUUAAUUUGUUAUCCGAACAUAUUACGGAAAUGCACUUUCCUUUUAAUUUCAUCCCAACAAAAAUUCUUCGUCGGCAGAAUGCAGGAGAAAUAAAAUGUGGAAAAAUAUUAAUGUCUGAGAUUUGUAUGUUUGUUCAUGUUUGCUUUUUAUGUCAGGAACAGUUUGAUGACAGCAAAGCUUUUUUUCAUCACAUAUUAGAGAAUCAUCUUGGAGCGGAUGGAAUUUUAAAAGUGCACUACAAAGAACGUAAUCGCGAGCCAAAUUAUAAUUACAAUAACGGCGUAACAUCUAAACCAAAACAAGAACCACUAACUUAUCCUGGAGAUGAGGAUGAUGAGGAUAAACCAUGCAAAUGUCAAUUUUGCAAUAAAGGCUUUAAGAGAGAUUCAGAUCGAAAACGUCAUGAAAGAAUUCAUACAGGUGAAAAGCCUUACAAAUGUGACAUAUGUGACAAGGCAUUUACACAAAGUGGUACAUUAAAGGGACACAAAAGAACACAUUUUUUUCAAAAGUUUAGACAAUAAACAACAAGUAUAUAUAUGUAUAUACAUACAUAUGUUCAUAUAAUUUUAAAAUGUUCGUAUUCUAUAUGCUAUGUACAUAUACAUAAGUAUUUCAAUCCAGUGAAAGUAUAUUAUUCCGGAAAUUUUCUUAAAAGCAAGUUUUGUACUUAAAGUUAGAAUGAAUGAACAUUUCAUAUGGAUAUGACUGCAAGUCCAAUUUAUUUUUACAUACAUACAUACAUGCAUAAUGUAUACUUAAGCUAUUUUCAUAAAAACUUAUGUAUGUAUGUUAAUUAAAAAAUUGAUGAACAAUUGAGGACAUAUGUAUGUAUUACAAGUUACGGAUUUUACAUCAAAUAACAACAUACAUAAUAUGUACAUAUGUACAUAUGUAGUAACCUAUGUACAUUAUUAUUAGAUACUUGUAGGCAACUAUGAAUGGAAAUUAGAAAACAAAAACCGCAUCCAGCAAUUGUAUUUAUAGUAAAAACUUCAAAAAGAGAUCCUUGCUUUUGUAUUAUAAAAAAACAAAUCAGCUUAAUGUUAAAAAAUCAGAGUUUGAAAUGAAAUUGUUGUAAAUUGUAAGAAUUAAUUUUUAAUAAUGACUGAUUGUAUAUUUUAAGGAUAAUUAUAUCGCUAGAAACAAAUUUAUAAUUAAAAUGGAAAUUAAAAAAUUUAAUACCUUUCUAACAAUGUAGCUAAAAUUUAAAGAAUGGCGCCCCUACAUAAAAUUUAAAGAUUAUAAUUUUACAAAUACAUAAUAGCAAAUUGUCAACUUUGACAUGAUGGCAAAUGUCAAAAUCUCGGGGUGUACUAUUUCAUAGACGACAUAGUCCCUUUUUAUCACUUCAGUAUAAUACAAUGCUUUUAAGAAUUCAAGAUUUUUUAGUUUAAAUGUACGUAAAAUAGAAAAAUAUACGAAGUUAGUAGUUAUAGAAAUUAUUUAAUUAUUUAAUUGUAACACCGCGAUGUCUAAUAAUGCUACCAACUUAGAAACAUUUAUGGCCUUUUUAAGGUUAAAUGACUUGGUUAUUUUUUUCAUCACGCCAAUAACGCCACUAAUAAUAAUAUAUGUAGGUGAUAAAGUAUUUAAGGUUUCCUAAGAAUGCAAUAAUGGCUUAAUUUUUAUUAACGUUUCUAAGUAGACCUACCGCUUUCUAAUCUAAUUAGUGUACUAUGCUUUCUAAUAUUAUUAGUGUAAUGGGCACAAUACCUAUUUAUACAUAUGUAUGUAUAUGUAAUGUUCUUGUGAUUGUGUGUUUCAAAUAGAAGAUUGCAUUUAGCAUCACAAUGUAAACAAUACAUACUUGGUAAUCGUAUGGAUUACAGUAUAACGCAAUGUGAAGAACAAUUCGUCCACAAUUUUUCCGUACCUCUGUAGUUCAGUUGGUAGAGAGUCCGCCUAGAAAGCGGUAGAUCACUGGUUGGGAGUCCAGUUUGAAGAGAAAAAUUUUUUAAUUUUUGUGCCUUUAACUCGUUAAUUUGAUUACGUUAUCCAUCUGUUCUGCAGUUGUAUGAAGAAAUUUCCAUUGAGUGCUAAUAUGUUAACCGCCCUUCGUAACUUGACUCGACAUUGUCAAUCUAACCUUAUCUUAGAAUAGAAAAAGCUAUAAAUAAUUCUAUAAUCUCAGAAAAAAUACCAAAAGGAAAUCAAUACAAGUUCAAUAAAACUGUAUUUUUAAAAUUAAACCCAAAAAUUAUACAACAAUAAUUGCAUUUUCA
This is a messenger RNA of Condylostylus longicornis, 2665 nucleotides long. RefSeq names its product zinc finger protein 62-like. The transcript is spliced from 2 exons. Gene Ontology annotation, biological process: regulation of transcription by RNA polymerase II. The coding region runs from base 155 to 964 and encodes 269 amino acids. Gene Ontology annotation, molecular function: DNA-binding transcription factor activity; RNA polymerase II cis-regulatory region sequence-specific DNA binding. Lineage: Eukaryota; Metazoa; Arthropoda; Insecta; Diptera; Dolichopodidae. The record is from RefSeq and is a predicted model, not a curated record.